AUGUCAGUAGAGCAGUAUGCAACCACGUUUGAGGAGCUCUCCUGGUAUACCCCACAUAUUAUCAACACAGAGGCACAUAAGACAAGCAAAUUUGAGAGGGGCCUCAGAUCAGAUAUCCGGGGGAGAGUGAUGUUAGCCAAUUUUAUGUCGUACUCCCCAUUGAUGGACCUAACCAUGAAGAUUGAGAAGGAUUGUGAGGAGCAUCGGCUAAGGAAGAAAAGAAGAGUAAGGUCCCCACCAUCUGGCAAUUUUGGGAGGAAGGCUCGGCCACCACCUAAGAGAUACUCUAGGGGAAAGACUAAGCAGGGCAAUGUGAAGACCCAUAAGACUUUCCCAGGUGAUGUGAGGGAGAACCAGUGCCCGGCAUGCUCAUACUUUGGGAUGAGCAACCAUGUUGCAACUGAGUGCUACAAGAAGACGAGAGGAUGUUUCAGAUGUGGGAAGCCUGUCCACUUAAUCAAGGACUGCCCUAUGAUGAAGCUGGAGAACAUACUGAAGACUCAGGGUUUGGUGUUCGCACUCAUGGAGCAAGUGGCUAAGGCUUCUACCUCAGUAAUCCGAGGUAUACUCUUUGUUUGUGGUAGAGAGUCUAGGAUUCUGAUAGACCCUGGUUCUUCUCAUUCUUUUGUUGCACCUUAUGUUGUAUGUCAUCUAAAUGUUGAACCUUCACCUCUUGACUAUACUUUAGAAGUGUGCACGCCUAUGGGGGACUCUAUGGUGACUGAUACGGUGUAG
Amborella trichopoda is the source of this 735-nucleotide messenger RNA. RefSeq lists its product as uncharacterized. Gene Ontology annotation, molecular function: zinc ion binding; nucleic acid binding. Lineage: Eukaryota; Viridiplantae; Streptophyta; Magnoliopsida; Amborellales; Amborellaceae. The record is from RefSeq and is a predicted model, not a curated record.